CGCUGCUCGAAACUAACUGGCGCGAUAAUAUUCGACGCAAUACUUUUCCUCUUCGCGGGAAGUUUUUAUUACGAGAAACUCCUGACUUUUAUUGUCGCCUGACUUGUUUUCAAGCCAACUACGCGCAACGGGUUCCUUUCCGCGCCCCUUUGAACUUUUCCUUCCAUUCGCAUUAGUUACGCUCCCGCGCGCUUUCAAGCUCUGCGCUGGCCCCGCGAGCGCUCCAUUCUUCUUUCAUUGCGCCUAAGUACUGAAAAUCAGCGAAGCAUCUCGAUGGCCUUUCGUCAAUGAAUCCCAUCGCAUAACCAAGCACGCAUCCACCCGCAACAAACGGGAACCAACAACAUGCGUCUCCAUCUCAUCAUCCAACGACACGGGCUCCCCGUCACGCGAAUCCUAUGGACGACUUCUCCUCCAUCAACUCAGGCGGUACCAGCGCCUAGAUCCGCAUCGUCUGCAUCCGCUCUUACAUCGACGCGAACACCGAACGCGACGUACGGAAAUGAUGACUACACCAUCGCGCAGUUGCUCGAGGAUGUGAACGAGGUGAUCCCACUCGAGACGAAGGGCGGAAGCAUUACUGGCGCGAGAGGCGAUUAUAAUGGCGAAGAGAACGAAAUCGGACAGUGGGGUCUAGAGGAUUAUGUGGUUGAAGUGAAUGGGUUCGAGUGUCUGCAUUUCAUGGAAGUGGAGGGUUUGUUGAGGGAUGGGGACGAGGUUGUUAUUCGAGCUCUACAACUCUCCGAUAUGAGAGCGAGGCGCAUAUCAGGCCGACUUCAGAUCUCGAUGGAUGGAAGACACUUGAUUGAUGGAGUCCCGUUUGGGCGACCGUAUCUGAAGAGAUCGUUCUCUGCAAGACCUACGGUUAAUAUCCCGCCUCGGAAGCGUCGACGCAUCUCGUUUUCCGGAUGGAGUGCCGGUGACGAUCUUGAGGAAGAUGUGCGGUGGGAUUUGCCACGGAAUUUACACACCGGGAAAGAGAUGUCUCUCUUCGACAUCCAGGAUGAUGUCGCGUCAGAUCAAGGCACUGUCAUCCGGCACCCACCUGAUGAGCUCGCCGGAGCGCAGGAUUCUGACAGCGAUGCGGAUACUUCCGAAAUUGAUGAAGGGGACCUGGCAGAGGAGCUUAAUGCGUUGAAAGAAGACCUACGGCCAGAUGAAACCCCUGAAGUGGAAACGACGGAAGCUAUACGUACCAGAAGAUCAUCCCGUCGAGUGUCGCAGUUAGGUGUAAGCUCUGAACAAACAGAACCGAGUGGGACGACCCCGACUGGAAGUCCUGCUGUCCGCAAGUCCUCCAUAGUCACUGACCGUCGUCCUGAGAGUGUGACGGAAUCCCCCAAGAGGACGAAGAAUGUCAGAUUCCAGAAGGAGAGUAAGGAAGUUUCCAGCUCUUCGGAAUCAGAGGCUUCUGGAAUAGAUAGAAAGGUGGGCACAGCAGCAAGCGAUUCCAGUUCUAUCACGUCUUCCGAUGAGGAAUCAAGCUCCGAGUCAGAUAUAUCCACUUCUGAGUCAGAUGAUUCGACAUCCGAGUCUGACGAAGAAUCGACUUCUGAAUCGGAAUCAGAAGAAUCCACAUCGGAGUCGGAGUCUGAGUCGGAGGAUGAGGCUGUCAAGAAGCCCAAAGUUAAUCCUCCGGGGAAGGGUUCUGUACUGACGAAGAAGACAAACCGUCGCAAUAAAAUGCGAAGGAAGCUAGUGAAACUAAAGGAGCUCGGCCUUCUACCUCCAGAUGCGGACUUUACUGCACUGAGAGCGUUCGAGGAAGCGAAUGGGCGCAGUCUCCCUCUUACAGAGGUUACGGGCGCGACCGAGCCAAGACCGCAGUCCAAAGAACAGCUCGAGUUCGAAGCCAAGCGGCAGAAGCUGCUUCGAGACCUACAGACUGGCGGGGUGGAUAUUGACGGGUGGUCAGAGAAAGAGAAUGUGCCGCCAGCUCACUAUACAGAUCGAGAGGUCCCAGAACAGACAGCCAAAAAGGAUGAGCCUGCUCCGGAGACUCCUCAGGAGAAGCCUGACGAGACGGCUAAUGAGCCAUUGAAGAAACGGUCAUUAGACGUGGCCAGCUCCAAGCGGCUGCUGUUUGGGUCGCUUGGACUGAGGACGCCGAAAUCCAAGGAAGAGGCGGAUGCCAUGCGCGCAAAGCUGACUGCCAAAGCUAAAACGUUCAUCUCACAUAAGGAAGACGCGGACAAGGAGGAUCAGGAAGCAGCAAGCGAUGCGGAAGAGAACUGGCAAGAGAAGUUGGUUAUCAAAGCGACGGAGUGUGUCUUUGAUGAUAUUGAGCUUUCGGCGCCUCCCUUCCCAUUCGAACAGCGCUGGGACGAAGAGGCCCAUGAGAUUAUCGCGGAACGCAAGGGAUGGGGUAGGAGAAAGGGUCGACGGAAGAGACAGAAGAUUGCUCAGGCGCAGGAGCAGGAGCAGGAGCAAGAACAGGAACAGGAAUAUAGUAACGGCUACUGGGAUGGCGAGAACGGCGAUGUCUCUCUCAACUACGACGAUGAAUCCUACCUUCAAGGAGAGGAAACCAAUCAUACCGGUGAGGACCAUGCAAUGACAGAUGCCAACGGGACGACAGAGGAACCAUGCGACCUCCCUACUGUUCCAGCGGACGUGGGUACUCUACCAGACCUGGUUGAAGGACAGGUGCAGAAUGGUGCCAUCAUCGCGUUUAAACAACUAGAUAUGUCCAAGGCGACGAACUGGCAACCUAAGAUAUCAGAGUACCGCGUGGCACGGGUGGACAGCGUCCUGGAGGACAAAACAAUCAAGGUCCAGCUAGCUAAACGGGACCGGGAGCAGCGAACUGACGGGGAGGAGGACGAGGAAGGCCGUCGUGAAUACAGCGGGUUUGAGAUGCCGGGGUUUGACGAGGAGACGGAAGAGGAUGAUGGCUUUCGGGAACUGUCAUUCGCGGAACUCAUCGAGCCCAAGCUGCUACAAGCCGCGCCGGCAGGCGAAGGCGAUGCGCAGGGAGUCAGCGUUAUCGGUAGAGAGUCCGCAGUCCUGGAUGACAAUAAAGCCGUAUCCAACGAAAGCCAGAACACAUCAGCUGAACCAGGCGUGGUUACCGUCUCCUCCCAGACCCGUAACGAGAUUUCCAUGCUGAUCAACGACGCUGGGUUCCGGUCGAAGAUUGAUUCUGAUCUCGUUGCGUCAGAUGAUAGUUUUGACUUCUUGCGGCCUUUCUCUGAUUUCGAUGACAGCUCCCAACAAGAGCAGAACGAGAAGCAGGAUGAUAACCAAGAUGACCACGCCUCCUCGAGCUCAUCCGUCAAGUCUCCCACUUUUACAGGCUUCCCUUCGAGUCCUCCUGAUAUUGAAGCUGGCAAAAAACGAGCAGGAUCCCAACGAUCUACCCCAUCCCCUUCUGCCCGGCAGCAUUCAGAUCGAAAUCCCGAACCGUCCGGAGGCGCGUCUUCACAGGCCAACUCUGCCAGUGAAAGGCCACAGUCGACGCCUCAGGAAAAGUCAACCGCAGACCAUCCCCAACUGCCGACCCAGGCUGAGAAUUCUUCUCAUCCAACGGACGACGAUUACAAAGUGCCAGUGUCCUAUCAAGCUCAGGCCCUUUCGGACGACCCAUCAUCGAUGCCAUUCAGUUCGCAGGUCGAAAGCCAAGUAACCUCCAGAGGAAGCUCGAUGGUGCCUAAUCCAUUCUACGAAGUCGAUCGCGCUCACGAAGAACGUCUAGCCGCACAACAAGAAGACUCUUCUAUCCCCAGGAUAGCAGCAGAAGAGCCAAACGAGACACAACAGACCGACUGGGCCGAGUUCGAUCUCCCUCCAAUCGACAUGCUCAUCUCCUCAACCGCACCAGCUCGCACUACAGCGAGGACUCGCUCUCCAUCAACCCGACCAGCAGAACGACAGGCGAUUUCCUCUCCUCAACGUGCUCCUUCUCCCAGACCUGGCGCAGAAUCAGAACCGACGAACGAGAACCGCAACAUAGCUCCCUUCCGCGCCUCCGAAAUCGUAGAUCUGACGCAAACAAGCCCCGCAGCCUCAGACGAUGAAGGCAGCGACCAAGACUUUGCACGAUCUCAAGGCCUUCCUCGUGGUCCGGGCUGGGUUCAGAAAAACGUGCCACCUACACGAAGAAAGACUCGAUCGUCAACAGACGAAGCGGCACUAUUAGAUGGGAGCAGCAUCAGUCCACAGCGGGGUCCUGCUCGACGACGAGGACGGAGAGGUCGAUGAAGGGGAUGAUUGUAAAUGAUACGAUGAAGUGAAGUGUGUGAGAUAAUUUUGAUUUUUGAGAUACCUUUGUAGUUAGCUUUGCUUUUUGCUUGGUGUGAGAAAGGAAUGGCUACUGUAUUGUUUACUUUGGAGUGUGCUAUAUAGUGUCCUACCCUCGAAUUUAGUACAUCGUGCAUGUAAGGAUAGUAUUACCAGAAAAGACAGACGUCUGAAAUACUUGGAUAGCGUCAA
Molecule: messenger RNA, 4431 nt
Organism: Paecilomyces variotii
Lineage: Eukaryota; Fungi; Ascomycota; Eurotiomycetes; Eurotiales; Thermoascaceae
Exons: 3
Coding region: 346-4200 (1284 amino acids)
Source: RefSeq, a predicted model, not a curated record